CUAGCUUGUCAAUAUAAAAAGCAUUUACAAGGAUGAAUAAAGAGCUAGAUGAAGAAACAUUGCAAGAUCUUUAUGCUUGGAUCGACAAAAUACCACUUUCCAGGCCAAAGAGAAAUAUAGCAAGGGACUUCAGCGAUGGAGUGAUGGCAGCUGAGGUUGUGAAGUAUUUUUUCCCCAAACUCGUGGAGCUGCAUAACUACACACCGGCGAAUUCGACCCAACAGAAGCUGAGCAACUGGGGCAUGCUGAACAGAAAGGUGUUUGCCAAGCUAAAUUUCCAUGUACCGGAAGACACGAUAAAGAAGAUCGUGCUGAGCACUGCAGGGUUCAUCGAGCCCGUUCUGUGCACGCUGAGGGAGAAGAUCGAGGACAAGAGACUGGGAAGGGCAGGAAAUGAGCAGGAUUUGGAGUACUACAGUACUAUCAAUGAGAAGUCAAAACCAGAGCACCUCCAGAUGACAGUCGUGCCUUCUAACGCAAAGCCGGGGCCUGGGCAAAGGAGGGAGGAACGCACACACCUUCAGAAAGCGAGACCCGGGCCUAUACUGAGUCCCAGCUCCGACAUGGACCCGACCUUCCGCCUGCUGAUGGAGGAGAAGGAGCAGGCUGUGCUAGCCCUGCAGGAGACUGUGGAGAUCUUGCAGAUCAAAGUGAACAGGCUGGAGCAUUUGGUGCAGCUGAAGGACCUGCGCAUUGAGGAUUUGACGAGGCACUUGGAACGUUAUAAGUCAAGGGCUAACAUGCCAUGA
Megalops cyprinoides (Indo-Pacific tarpon) is the source of this 749-nucleotide messenger RNA. It is a transcript of the gene spef1, whose product is annotated as sperm flagellar 1. Bases 33 to 749 code for a protein of 238 amino acids. Gene Ontology annotation, molecular function: microtubule binding. The record is from RefSeq and is a predicted model, not a curated record. Gene Ontology annotation, biological process: regulation of cytoskeleton organization. Gene Ontology annotation, cellular component: axoneme. The transcript has 7 exons. NCBI's taxonomy places the organism in Eukaryota, Metazoa, Chordata, Actinopteri, Elopiformes, Megalopidae.